Molecule: messenger RNA, 1404 nt
Organism: Tetrahymena thermophila SB210
Lineage: Eukaryota; Ciliophora; Oligohymenophorea; Hymenostomatida; Tetrahymenidae
Exons: 9
Source: RefSeq, a predicted model, not a curated record
AUGUAUUGUAGUUGCGAGAUUCAAACAUACUUUUAAACUAAAAUAAUUCUCCCCUGUUAGUAAAACUCUAUUGAAGAAAAAAAAGACUAUUCACAAUCUAUAACUUUAUGUGACUCUGUUAAAUAAUCUCUUUCUCAAAAACUUGAUUCAAUAUUUAGCAAAAUGAAAGCAGAUCACAGAAAAAUAAGCGGCUAUUAAAGUAGAAAACUUAUUCUAUAAUCUGAUUAAUGCUCCACCCUGAGUGAUGAUUCAAAAACAAAUAUUAAUAGCCAUGAAUCUUACGAAACUUUUAAUUCUAGAAACAGCUUUAUCAUUUAAAGCUUGAUUCCUAUUUCUGAAAUAUAGAAUGAAGAUAUAAAAUACUAAAAUAUUUUUAAUUCUGCGUAAUCUUCUUAGAAAAUUAACUAAACAUCAAUUUAAUCAGCCAACUCAAAUUAAAUCUAUGAAUCUAAUGGAACAGAUUUAAAUCAAAAAGAAAAAAAUUUCUUUCUAGAUUUACCUUUAGAUAAGUCCAGAUGCUUUUUUGACGAUAAUGAAGAUGAAAAUAAAAACUCUUUUAAGGACUCGACAUAUCUAGCUAUAUAGUAAAGCGGAAUCCAUAACGUACAAAAAUCACUAUCAAAGAGAGUUACCUUUCAAGAUUUAAUAUUUUAAGACAAAUUUUAGAAUUGCAAAGAAAAUUAAUCACUCUUGCUCCAACAAAGUAAAUUAGAAGCAAAAUUUACUAACUCAGUGUUUAGAAUCUAACUAUAGUUAGAUGAUUCUAAAAAAGCUAAUAAACCAAUACUGAAAAAACCAUAAUCCCUUUAAUUUAAUACAGAAAGAAAAUAAUAGAAAAAGGAUACUUUUUAAUCAUGCGAUCUUGAUAUGGACUAUUUUAAAAUAAAAAAUGAAGAACUUAUUUUAGACUUACUGGAUUAAGAGAUUUCUAAAUAUGCAUAAUAAAAAAAGUAUUUUUUCAGUGAGCUGGUAACUAAAAUAUCUAAAUCAGGAGAGAAGAAGCAAAAGAUCAUCUUUAUCACUCUAAAUUGUUUUUAUGUUCUAGAAGAUCUUUAUAGUCAUAACCAUAUUUAAAAAUGUGAUAUUUGUGAUAUAAAUAAGAUAAUAAUUCAUUCUGAGAGUAGCAAAAUUUGCUCAAUCAUUGUGAAAAAUAUCUUUUAACUUAAUUUACAAAUUAAACAUUUUAAUGUUUUUAUUUUAUUUAUUCAAAGCAUUUUUAAAUGUGUCUUAGAAACCUAUUUACCUAUUUAGUAAGAGUGGAAAUAACAACGAAAAGAAUAAGCCAAAACCAAUAAAAAUAAAAACACUGAAUUGGUUUUAACUUCACCUUUAAAUAAGUAUAAAAUAGAGUCCUACACUCAAAUUCAAUUCAAGCCAAGCGCACAUAGUAAAGCUCAGAUAUGA